Thalassophryne amazonica is the source of this 882-nucleotide messenger RNA. RefSeq lists its product as uncharacterized. The coding region runs from base 1 to 882 and encodes 293 amino acids. The transcript has 7 exons. Lineage: Eukaryota; Metazoa; Chordata; Actinopteri; Batrachoidiformes; Batrachoididae. The record is from RefSeq and is a predicted model, not a curated record.
AUGGAUGUGCUGAGGGAGGACAUGCAGCUGGUUGGUGUGCCAGAGGCAGUGAAAGAGGACAGUGUACAUGAAAAGCACACAUGUGAUCUUGAAAUGAUCAACCACAAACAGGAAGUAUCACAAUCUCAGCUACACAAACCAACAACAGACAAGGUUAUCAAUUCCAAUCACAUCACACGUCUGGAGGCAGAGCGCAACCAGCUGAUCCGGGAAAAACAGGAGCUGCUGGAUAAAAUCAAGGAAGGUGCAAAUGAAAAGCAAACAGAAAUGAAGGGAACAUUCCAAGACUUCAGGGAAAGUCUAGAUUUAGAUUUAGAAAAACAAAAGCUGCAGGAUCAUUCCAAGUGUUUGGAAUCUAAGGUUCAAGAGCAGGAGGCGAAGCUGCAGGUGGAAGAGUAUCAGAAACGGGAUGCAUCAAGAGUCCAGAGAAUUGAAGAAUUAAAAGCUCUAGCCUCACACUGGAUGAAGAAAAGGCAAAAAGUGGCUAUGACCUACAGUCCACACAAAAGGAGCUGGAAGACCUCAAACAGGACAAGUCUGGGAACAAGAGACUCUCUGCUGAUGAGUGACACUGAUGCAUGCAGAGAAGACCUGGAGAAGAGCAGGAGUCUGGUGCUGCUCCACAAAUUUAACAAUGAAGAUGAAGGUGGUGAAGCUACACAAACCCAAGAAGACCAACAAACAGAAACGUCAUCACAGAUGGGUUUGUCUUCUUUUUGGGAACGACCAUCAGACUCCACAGCUUCAAAUAAAACUCCGCAGAAUGCACUGGAAAGGAGAUGCUGGUGGCAGGGAUCAGGUCUGAUGCCAGUCUUUGAAGAGGAUGAGGAGGAAGACGACGAGGGCACUAAAGUAUCAGAAGACAUGGGGCAUGGUGUCUAA